Molecule: messenger RNA, 1419 nt
Organism: Rhodotorula graminis WP1
Lineage: Eukaryota; Fungi; Basidiomycota; Microbotryomycetes; Sporidiobolales; Sporidiobolaceae
Exons: 7
Coding region: 1-1419 (472 amino acids)
Biological process (GO): meiotic sister chromatid segregation; attachment of mitotic spindle microtubules to kinetochore; homologous chromosome segregation
Cellular component (GO): mitotic spindle; monopolin complex; chromosome, centromeric core domain
Molecular function (GO): protein binding; microtubule site clamp
Source: RefSeq, a predicted model, not a curated record
AUGAACAAGGAGAACCGUGCACCUGAAGCCGCCUCGGCCAAGGGCUCCUCCUCGUCGACCCGCGCCCGCAAGCCCGCCGCGACCAAGCCCACCACGUCGAACAAGCGCACGACCACCGCCCGCCCCAAGAAGGCGUCCUCGGCGAGCGACGACGACGACGAGCUCAUGCUCGACGACAACAAGUCGGACAACGAGGGCGAGGGGGCCGACGAGACGACCCUCGUCGCCGAGACGCACUUCGAGGCGGCGCGCGAGACCGAGGAGCAGGCCGCUGUGCCCAAGGGCCGCGGCGGCAAGAAGGCGGCGACGGCGGCGUCGACCAAGAAGGCGCCGGUCAAGAAGGCGGUUCCGGCCGCAAAGAAGGGCAAGGCGACGGCCGCCGCCGCCGCUGUCGAGGAGGAGGACGAUGAGACGCUCGUUCGCGGUCUCGAGGAGAUGGACAUGCCGGGCGAGGAGCUGUCGCCGAGGGAGAAGAAGCUCGCCAAGCAGCUCGAGGCGACCAAGAAGGCGCUCGCCGACUCGCAAGCUGCCCAACAGAAGCUGCGCGACCUGCGCACGACGAGGCCCGAGGAGGCCGAGCUUCGCCUGCGCGAGAUUGCCGACGGGCGGCAGCAAGCUUCCGUCAACACGAUCGCGACCUACAAGACCGAGAACGACAGCCUGCGCGCCGAGCUCUCGUCGGUCCAGGAAACGGCAUUCGCGUCGCCGCGCAGCAAGGCCGCCCGCCUCGAGUCGCAGCGCGUCCACGAGCUCGAGCAGGAGAAUGCGGCUCUCGCUGCGCGCGUCGACGAGGUCGAGCGGCUGCGGGCCGAGGAGCAGGCGCGCGCCGAGAAGGACGCGGUCGAGCGGGAGAAGAAGUGGGAGAAGAAGUUGGCGCGCGAUGUCAAGGAGGCGACGCAGGCGAUGGAGAAGGAGCUCGUCGAGCUGAGGGCCGAGGUCUCGACCGCUCGCGCCGAACUCGCCGCCGAGGUCGAACACUCCAAGUCGCUCCAGCGCAAGCUCAAGGCCGUCCCGGUGUCCGCCUCGCUCUCGUCGUCGACCGCCGCCCCGACCGCCUCGUCCGGCCCCGGCUCGGCCCUCGCCAAGCUGCAGGAGGAGCACGACCGCCUCACGACGCACCUCAACCUCAACGAGGAUUUGACGGGCUUUGCCGUCCACUCGGUCAAGCAGGACGAGGACGGCGCGACGUACACCUGCGUCCUUACCGACUGCGCGGGCACGACCGGCUCGCUCAACUUCAAGCUCAUGUUCCACCUUGACGGCACGGUCGGGUACCAGCCCGACGUCAACCCCGAGCGCGACGCCGCCCUCGCCGCCCUCCUCCCAGCCGACAUGCAGAACUACAUGCGCUUUGCGGCCGAGAACUGCGCCGAGUUCUUCAAGCGCCUCUUUGCCGCCGUCAACAGGGUCAAGCUCUGA